UUGAAUACAAAGAUGCACAAAAAUGAAUUGCGAACAAAGAAUGGUAAAAUCGAUUGUCCAUUAUCCGAAUUAGAUGCAGGACUCACUUUAAAAGGUGGUCAAAGUUUCAGAUGGUUUUCUUACAAUAAUGGAUAUCGUGGUGUGUUUCAUGGAUGUGUUUGGACCCUUAGACAAAGUGAUACACAUCUAUCCUACAUAGUACAAGGUGCACUAGUAGAUUCUACAAACUAUGAUAAAAUAUUGUCUGAGUACUUCAGAUUGAAUGAAUGUUUAGAAGACCUUUGUAAAAAAUGGACUACAAUAGAUCAACAUUUUAAAAAGUCCUUAAACAAAACAAAUGGUGUUAGAAUAUUAAAUCAGGAUGUUGUUGAAAAUGUAUUUUCUUUCAUAUGUAGCUCUAAUAACAACAUCCAAAGAAUAUCAGGAAUGGUAGAAAAAUUAUGUAUGUUGUUUGGUGAAAAAAUUUGUUCAAUUGAUGGCAAAGAUUAUUAUAAUUUUCCAUCUAUUGCUACACUAGCAAUGGAAAAUGUUGAAAGCAAAUUAAAAGAAGAAAAGUUUGGUUAUCGUGCAGGAUAUAUAGCAAAUGCAGCAAAGCAUUUGUUAAAAUUUGGAGGAAAGAAAUGGCUUUUAGAUUUACACAAACAAUGUGAUAAACCAUAUACUGAAGCUAGGGAACAGUUAAUUACUCUCCCUGGAAUUGGCCCAAAAGUGGCAGAUUGUAUUUGUUUAAUGUCAUUAGGUCAUUUAGAAGCUAUUCCUGUAGAUACUCAUAUCUUUCAAAUAGCUAAAACAAGUUAUUUACCUCAUCUAAGACAAUAUAAAACUAUCACUCCAAAAAUUCAUGAUGAAGUUGGUAAUUAUUUGCGGAAUUUAUGGGGUCCCUUAGCUGGCUGGGCUCAAGCCCUUGUUUUCUGUGCAAAAAUUAAUGAUGGUACUGCUAUUACUACAUCGAAUUGCAAACGUAAAAGUAAUACAACUGGCAAAUUACAAAAUCCAAAAAGUUUUAAGAAAUAA
Messenger RNA from Eufriesea mexicana, 1014 nucleotides. It is a transcript of the gene Ogg1, whose product is annotated as 8-oxoguanine DNA glycosylase. Gene Ontology annotation, molecular function: 8-oxo-7,8-dihydroguanine DNA N-glycosylase activity; damaged DNA binding. The coding region runs from base 13 to 1014 and encodes 333 amino acids. The record is from RefSeq and is a predicted model, not a curated record. The transcript has 3 exons. Gene Ontology annotation, biological process: base-excision repair; nucleotide-excision repair; base-excision repair, AP site formation. NCBI's taxonomy places the organism in Eukaryota, Metazoa, Arthropoda, Insecta, Hymenoptera, Apidae. Gene Ontology annotation, cellular component: nucleus.